This is a messenger RNA of Rotaria sp. Silwood1, 1656 nucleotides long. The record is from the annotation of a GenBank genome assembly. Lineage: Eukaryota; Metazoa; Rotifera; Eurotatoria; Philodinida; Philodinidae.
AUGAGUGAUCAUAAAACGACAAAUUUACAUGCUCCGCCACCACUAGGUUCGGUAGCAAAUACUUUAAUUAGUCAACAUCAUCAAAAACUAGAAUCGAUUGAUUAUACAGCUGAUGAAAGUAUGAUUGCUGACUUUAUGGCUGUCUUACCUCAACUUGAUCCAAAUGAUUCAUCAUCAGCAGCAACAUCACCAACAUUCAAAAUCAAAGGACAAUCAAAUGAAACAUCAAAAAUACUCGGCAAAUUCGAUGCAUUUGCUGCUGCUGUUCAACAACAACAACAGCAACAAAAUGGUAUAUCCAUAGCAUCGGCUCUUGUUAAAAAAGUUCAACAACAAUUAUUACCAGCAACAUCUGGAUUAUCAAAUGUUCAAUCAUCAUCAUCAUCGUCAUCAUCACCAUCAACAAUAAAUCAAAUUGAUUAUCCAAAUAAUACUAAUAAUAAACGAAAACGUAAAGUUGAACAUCCAGCACAAAAACGUAUACGUGGUUCAUAUAAACUUGUUUCACCUGAACAAAAAAUAAUGAUACACGAAUAUGCUGAAAAACAUGGUGUUAAAGCAGCAUCAAAAUUAUUUCAAGUAGCACCAUCAACUAUAGCUUCAUGGUUAUAUCAAAAACCAAAUGGCGAACGUACAUCAGCUAUACGUAAUAAAGAAGCACAUUCACGUAUACUUCAAUGGAUUCAAACACGACAAGAAAAUGGUGAACGUGUAAAUAAUCGUGAUUUUCAUUCGUAUGCAUUAGCAACAAUGAGAGAAUUAACUGGAAAUCCAGAUUUUGCCGCAUCACGUUCAUGGUGUUCAAAUUUUCUUAAAAAAUAUAAUAUUCAAUUGGAUAGCGAUAAACAAGCCGAUUCAACAUCGGCACAAUUUCGAUUUGAUUCUAUUGAUGAAAAUGCUAGUGAGAGUUCUCAAUGUUAUAUGGGUGGUAAUAGUCCAGCUGAUGUUUUAACAGAUGAAGAUGAUAGUCGUCCAAAUCUUCAUAUAUCAAAUGAUGAUGAGGGUCAAACAAGUCCACAUAGAUUCUCAGCAAGUGAUUAUAAUAAUAAUCAAACAACAAAUCCAAAUCAUUGUUUAUCACCAUCAUCACAAACAAAAACAUUAAAUGGAAUAGAUAAUGUAUCAACUACGACAACAACUGUGAUUAAAGUUGAACAAGAUAAUGAUUGUAAUUAUUCAUCAUCACCAUCAUCACCACCCCCAAUUCAAACAUUACCAAAUAAAAUCUCUGUAACAACAAGUUUACCUGCUUCAUCAUCUUCAUCUACAGCUGGUAAACGUCUUACUGGUACACUUAAUCGAUUGUUAUAUUCAGCUAUUAAUCGACCAAAUGGACAUCAUUAUUAUCAUCAUAUUAAUGGAGUAUCAUCUUCGCCAUCAGCAUCAUCAUCAUCAACAGCAACAACAUUAGUUGUUGAUUCAACAGCUAAAGAACCAAAAACAAGUUUAGAAAUGACGACACCAGCAAUUGAAACUUUUGUACAACAUUUUGAUAGUUCAUUUAAUACAAUGACUUAUUUUCAAGAAAAACUUCAACAAUUACUUGUUUCUAUUGCACAAGAACGAGAUACAUAUCGAACACUUUAUCUCAAGGAACAUGAUCGUCGUUUAGCUGCUGAAUUGCGACUUAAAGAGAGUAACAAUACAAUAGCCUAG